GUAUUAUUCAAAGCAAAUUACCAAGAGAGUUAAAAACUAGUUUAGAGAAAAAAUAGUUUUAAGCUAAAAUGGCUAAACACCAAAUUUUUUUCAUUUUGUUUAUCACAUUUACUGUUAUUUUUUUGGUUGAAGCGUUUGAAAGUAAAGAGGUAGAAAGAAAUUUGGAUGAACAGGGAUGGAAUAAUGCCCGUGCUACAUUUUAUGGUGACAUGAGUGGUAACGAAACCAUGCAAGGAGCUUGUGGUUAUGGAGACUUAUUCAAGCAAGGGUAUGGCCUGGAAACAGCGGCACUAAGCACAGCGCUGUUUAACAAUGGAGCUACCUGUGGAGCUUGCUUUCAAAUAAAGUGUGUCAAUGCUCCUAAAGCAUGUCAUCCAGACCAAAUCAUAACUAUAACUGCCACCAAUUUCUGCCCUCCAAAUUACACAAAAACUCAUGACAUUUGGUGCAAUCCACCACAACAACACUUUGAUCUGUCAAUGCCAAUGUUCUUAAAGAUUGCAGAGUACAAAGCAGGGGUUGUGCCAGUUGUUUAUAGAAGAGUUACUUGCCAGAAAAAAGGAGGUCUUAAGUUCGAGAUCAAAGGGAAUCCUAACUGGAUUCUUGUUCUUGUUUUCAAUGUGGGAGGUGUUGGAGAUGUUGUUAAUGUCAAGAUCAAAGGAUCUAAGACUCAAUGGCUACCAAUGUCGCGGAAUUGGGGACAAAAUUGGCAGACUUCUGUGCAGUUGGGAGGACAAAGCUUGUCUUUCCAAGUACAAACUAGCGAUGGCAAAUUGGUUCAAUCUGAUAAUGUUGUUCCUGAUAAUUGGCAAUUUGGUCAGACAUUUGAAGCCAAGAAUAAUUUUUAAUCAUCAUGAAUUUUCGAAAAUGAGUAGCUUUUAGUUUCUGAUCAAUAUAAUUUAUAAUCUUUUCUCCAA
This is a messenger RNA of Solanum pennellii, 917 nucleotides long. RefSeq names its product expansin-A23-like. The transcript has 2 exons. NCBI's taxonomy places the organism in Eukaryota, Viridiplantae, Streptophyta, Magnoliopsida, Solanales, Solanaceae. Gene Ontology annotation, cellular component: extracellular region. Bases 69 to 848 code for a protein of 259 amino acids. Gene Ontology annotation, biological process: plant-type cell wall organization. The record is from RefSeq and is a predicted model, not a curated record.